AUGAACCAGCUUUGCUCAUCGAUGAUAGUUGAUGGCAUUCCGCCAUUGCAAAAUCAGAAAACAUCACAAAUUGUGGUGACAUAUGAAAACUCGGAAUCGGCUUCUGUAGUCGGCAUUUUGGAAGUUUCGGCAGAUAUGGGUGCAACUGGGGUCAAUGCAGGUGCUAAUGGGAUAGUGUCUGAUAGUGCAGUACCCUCACCAGGUAGAAGAAGACGUUCGAUCUUCUGCUCGUAUUGGAAAAACGAUAACCAGAACACAAAAGAAAACAAUGCGCCACAUCAAAGCCGAACAGUGCAACGCUCAGAGUCUCCACGGUGUGUACUGCGGCAUCCGUACGUUCAAGUCUACGCGAUGUCUGAGAAGCACAAUAAGAAUUCCUGCUCAAGCAACAAGAAGGAGGAUAAAACCGAGACAGCGUCUCGUCCAUAUGAUAGCCGGCCGCUAUUGCUUGCCUCCAUGUGGAAAUCUCUUCCAGCAAUCUUUUUGGAAGAGAGGUCAAAAGCGCUUUCUCGACCAAUUAAGUCAGAGCCUAUCUUGGGGUCAAACAAGCUAAAGCCUACGCUGCGGAAGGGACGUUUCAGUGGUGGCUUAGCCCCACAAGAUGAACGAUGUAGAACUGGUACUAGCGUAACCUUUCAACCUCUGAUCAAGAUCCAUCCCUUCGAGCCACCAAUGGAUCGUUGGGCGGAAAGUGGUUGGUCCAAGCAGUUUGGCUCGUGA
Molecule: messenger RNA, 720 nt
Organism: Cylindrotheca closterium
Lineage: Eukaryota; Bacillariophyta; Bacillariophyceae; Bacillariales; Bacillariaceae
Source: the annotation of a GenBank genome assembly